Messenger RNA from Rotaria sp. Silwood2, 576 nucleotides. The record is from the annotation of a GenBank genome assembly. NCBI's taxonomy places the organism in Eukaryota, Metazoa, Rotifera, Eurotatoria, Philodinida, Philodinidae.
AUGUUAUCCAAAACUUCCAUUAUUAUUUUCAUGUGCUGUAUUGCAUAUGCAUUAUCACAAACCUAUAAGGAAGUAACAUAUACUGAUUGUGGAUCAAAAAAUGUUCGAAUCAGUCGAUUGUCGUAUAAACCUAUGCCUAUUGUUCAACCAGGAACUGGAACACUUUCAUUCGCCGUUGCAGCUACUGAAAGAAUUCAAGGUGUCAUUAAAGCUAAAAUUGAUAUAAAACGUAAAGUUGGUGGCAUUGCAUUACCGGUUUCAUGUUAUAUUGUUCAAGGUGAACAGGUUGGCUCAUGCACAUAUCCAGAUUUUUGCGCUUUACUGAAACGAGUUUUCAAAUAUGAAGUCCAUAAUUGCCCAGCAAAACUUGUUCAAAAUGGUAUUAAUUGCAAUUGUCCAAUAAGUUUAGCACGAAAUGAUCUUGAUAUUGAAAUGGACGUCACUUUGCCUUCAGCACCAGAAUAUGCAUCAUGGUUAAGUGUUGGUGAUUUUGAUAUUAAACUUCAAGCAAGUGUUGGUCAAAUUGAAGCUUGUUAUGACAUGAAAUUUGCAGUUAAACCUGCCGGAAGACCUUAA